GAGUUUUUCUUCUAAACUGCAAAAAACCACGAGUCGCAUUCAAAAAUUUUUAAGAUUAUUUAUCAAUUAAUUUAGAAAAUACGAAGGAAAACAUUUUCUCCAACUGCAUAAAACUUACAAUAAAUUUAAAACCAUUUUCGUUUUUUUAUUAUUUACCCUAUAAGGAAUAUUUCUAAAGUAUUAAAACAACAGUAAUAGUUGAUACGCGAAUAUCAAUAAAAAAUAAAAAAAAAGGAAAAAAAAAAUAAAAAACAACAAUUGCAAUUGUGUUGCAGUCAAUAGCAGCGCAGACUCGCCAACAACAAAAAAGCACGAGGUUUUCAAACAGAAAUAAUUAGUAAAAUAUAUACGAAAAAUAAAUACGAAGGAACAUAUAGUUUUAAUAACAGUUACUAACUAAAAUGGUGCCUAUAGGACCCGUGCAUGCCGGCCACCCCGGUGUGCAUGCUCCCCAAGCGAUACCGUCGGCACCAACUGGACCGAACACGUUGCAAAGUUCUUCAUCAAGCAAUGCACCAACAUCCAAUAAAAGUUCAAUGUCGGUGAAACCCAAUUAUACGUUGAAGUUUACUUUGGCCGGCCAUACAAAAGCAGUGUCAGCCGUUAAAUUCAGCCCCAAUGGUGAAUGGUUGGCUAGCUCAUCGGCCGAUAAACUCAUUAAAAUCUGGGGAGCUUACGACGGAAAAUUUGAGAAAACCAUCUCCGGCCAUAAAUUGGGCAUAUCUGAUGUAGCUUGGUCUUCCGAUUCUAGAUUAUUGGUGAGCGGUAGUGAUGAUAAAACACUAAAAGUGUGGGAGUUAAGCUCUGGCAAGUGUCUAAAGACUUUGAAAGGACACUCUAACUACGUCUUUUGCUGUAAUUUCAAUCCCCAGUCAAACCUCAUCGUUUCCGGCAGCUUUGAUGAAUCGGUACGCAUUUGGGAUGUGCGCACCGGUAAAUGUCUGAAAACUUUACCCGCCCAUUCCGAUCCCGUAUCAGCGGUACACUUUAAUCGUGAUGGCUCGUUAAUUGUAAGCUCGAGCUAUGACGGCCUGUGUCGCAUUUGGGAUACGGCCAGUGGUCAAUGCUUGAAAACUCUAAUAGACGAUGACAAUCCGCCGGUGAGUUUUGUAAAAUUUUCACCUAACGGUAAAUACAUAUUGGCCGCAACUCUCGAUAAUACCUUAAAAUUGUGGGACUAUUCGAAAGGAAAAUGCCUGAAAACGUACACUGGCCAUAAAAACGAGAAAUAUUGCAUAUUCGCCAAUUUCUCAGUAACCGGCGGAAAGUGGAUUGUUUCAGGAAGUGAAGAUAAUAUGGUUUAUAUAUGGAAUUUGCAAAGCAAAGAAGUAGUACAAAAAUUACAAGGCCAUACUGAUACGGUAUUAUGUACAGCCUGCCAUCCCACUGAAAAUAUUAUCGCUUCGGCCGCUUUAGAGAACGAUAAAACCAUUAAAUUAUGGAAGAGCGAUACAUAACUUUCUCAACAGCGAUCAAAGGCAAACGUCAUCUUUCUACAGAUAUAUAUA
Messenger RNA from Glossina fuscipes, 1508 nucleotides. It is a transcript of the gene wds, whose product is annotated as protein will die slowly. Gene Ontology annotation, cellular component: Set1C/COMPASS complex. The transcript has 4 exons. Gene Ontology annotation, molecular function: histone binding. The record is from RefSeq and is a predicted model, not a curated record. Lineage: Eukaryota; Metazoa; Arthropoda; Insecta; Diptera; Glossinidae. Bases 402 to 1457 code for a protein of 351 amino acids.